Messenger RNA from Aspergillus tubingensis, 510 nucleotides. RefSeq names its product cytochrome b5-like heme/steroid binding domain-containing protein. Gene Ontology annotation, cellular component: endomembrane system; membrane. Bases 1 to 510 code for a protein of 169 amino acids. Lineage: Eukaryota; Fungi; Ascomycota; Eurotiomycetes; Eurotiales; Aspergillaceae. The record is from RefSeq and is a predicted model, not a curated record. The transcript has 4 exons.
AUGUCUACCCCAGACGAAGCUGUCCCGCAGCCCGCCGAAGUCAUGACAAUCGCCACCCCCAUCAACCUCAUCCUCCUCUCCCUCUUCGUCAUCCUCGUCUACCUCCAACUCCGUCCCAAAGCCCCCGUCAGCCUCCCCAAGGGUCCUCCCCCCGUCGUCUUCCGCACCUUCACCCCAACCACUCUCCUCCCCUUCAACGGCGAGAAUGACGCUCCCGUCUACCUCGCUGUCCGUGGUCGUGUCUUCGACGUGACUCCCGGCAGGAACUUUUACGGACCGGGCGGUCCCUACGAGAAUUUCGCCGGUCGCGACGCAUCCCGCGGUCUGGCAUGCCAGAGCUUCGACGAGGAAAUGCUCACCAAGGAUCUGAAGGGUCCGUUGGAUGAUCUGAAGGAUUUGGAUAACGAGCAGUUGGAGAAUUUGCAGUCGUGGGAGGAGCGCUUCUCUGAGAAGUAUUUGGUUGUUGGGAAGUUGGUGGCCGAGGGAGAUCCGGAGGCUAAGAAUGCUUGA